Plectropomus leopardus (leopard coralgrouper) is the source of this 1805-nucleotide messenger RNA. Lineage: Eukaryota; Metazoa; Chordata; Actinopteri; Perciformes; Serranidae. The record is from RefSeq and is a predicted model, not a curated record.
GGUCUGUAUUCGUACCUGUGCAAGUAUUUUGCAGACUUCGGCAGCAGAGGAGUGGUGGUUGGCUUUGACACCAGAGGACAGGAGGAGAGCGGCUGCAGCAGUCACAGGUUGGCGAAGUUGACGGCGGCCGUGAUGCUCAGCAGAGACAUUCCCGUUCAUCUGUUCUCGGCGUUCGUCCCGACGCCGUACGUGCCGUACGCCGUGAAGAAGCUUGGCGCUGCAGCCGGAGUGAUGAUCACCGCCUCGCACAACGCCAAAGAAGACAACGGGUACAAGGUGUACUGGUGUAACGGCGCUCAGAUCUCCUCGCCGCACGACAAAGGGAUCCUGCAGGGUAUCGAGGAGCAGCUGGAGCCCUGGAGCGCCUCCUGCUGGGACGAGAAGCUGGUAGAGACCUGCUCCCUGGGGACCGACCCCCUGACCCAGAUCAACCGCUGCUACAUGGAGGAGCUCACCGCCCUCUGCUUCCACAGGGAUCUGAACAGGAGCUGUCCGUUGAAGUUUGUCCACUCAUCAUUCCACGGUGUGGGACACGUCUUCGUCCAGCAGGCCUUCCAUGCCUUUGGCUUCGAAGCGCCAAUCCCCGUCCCUGAGCAGAAAGACCCUGACCCCAACUUCUCGACUGUCCGCUGCCCAAACCCCGAGGAGGGAGAGUCGGUUCUGGAGCUUUCGCUUCUCCUGGCAGAGCGGGAAAACGCUCGCAUCGUCCUGGCGACGGAUCCUGAUGCCGAUCGGUUGGCCGUCGCUGAGAAGUCUGAAGGGUGCGGUUGGAGGGUGUUCACGGGUAACGAGCUGGCGGCUCUGUUGGGUUGGUGGAUGUUCUUCAAUUGGAAGGAGGCUCAUCCGGAUCCUGCAGACACUCAGAGGAUUUACAUGUUGGCCACCACAGUGUCCUCCAAGAUCCUGCAGGCCUUCGCUCGCAUCGAGGGCUUCCACUUCGAGGAAACUCUUCCCGGCUUUAAGUGGAUCGGAAACAGAAUACACGAACUCUCCAAAACAGGAAACAGCGUCAUAUUUGCCUUCGAGGAGUCCAUCGGUUUCCUGUGCGGCGGGAUGGUUCCUGAGAAAGACGGCGUGAGCUCGGCGGCGGUGGUGGCUGAAAUGGCGUCUUACCUCCACAACAAGAGCCUGAGUCUGAACCAGCAGCUGCACAACAUCUACCAGACGUACGGACAUCACGUGUCGAAAACCUCGUACGUCGUCUGUAAGGACCCGCCCACCAUCCAGAAGAUCUUCGGCCGCAUCAGAAACUUUGACGGCGAAGCUUCGUACCCGAAGACGUGCGGCGGCGUCCGGAUCGUCCACGUCCGAGACGUUACCACGGGAUACGACAGCAGCCAGCCCGACCUCAGAUCAGUACUUCCUGUGACGAGGAGCAGUCACAUGAUCACCUUCACCCUCCAGAACGGCAUCGUGGCGACGCUGAGAACCAGCGGCACAGAACCCAAAAUCAAAUACUACACCGAAUACUGCGCUGCACCGGGCAACAGCGAGGCGUCGCGUCUGGAGGAGGAGCUCCAGAAGACCACGGCCGCCCUGCUGGACGAGUUCCUGGAGCCCGAGAGGAACAACCUGAUUCGCCGCUGCGUCUAACUCCGCCUCCACUCCCAUUGGCUGUUUCCCGUCGAUGAUGUCACAUCCUGUCGUGUUCGUAGACGGAGCAGAGCAGCCGCUGCCUCUCCCUGUGGUGUCGAUAAAGUUCAGUUUAGACUCAAAUAUGAACAGAUUCAUUAAUACUGCGGCAUUCUGUGUCCUCCAUACAGCAGAGAGCAUGAUGGGAAUCAGAGUCCAGCCAAAGACAGAUG